Messenger RNA from Plasmopara halstedii, 420 nucleotides. RefSeq names its product NLP-like protein. The coding region runs from base 1 to 420 and encodes 139 amino acids. The transcript has a single exon. NCBI's taxonomy places the organism in Eukaryota, Oomycota, Peronosporomycetes, Peronosporales, Peronosporaceae. The record is from RefSeq and is a predicted model, not a curated record.
AUGUAUGUUUGGUAUUUUCCAAUGGCUCUCGAUUCUGUCAGCACAUUUGUCAGGGGCCACCGGCAUUACUGGUUAUGGGCAAUUGUCUGGACAAGUGGUCCCGAUCCGGACGAAUCGACGUUUCUUGGUGUAUCAAUGUCCGGUGAUCACGGAAUUACGAAGCAAUUGCGACCAAAAAGUAAGUAUGUAUUUAAUGAGACUACUGUCCUACUCAAGUCGCACGAGGGAUUUUUUAGCACACGACAGGGUCUAGAAUUAACUAAAAAGAGCGGGGGAACCCAGAAUCUCGUCACGUGGGACCAGCUUACUCCAGAGGCACGAACGUCUUUAUCGUCACUCUUUCGGACUGAAGUGACUGCCAACCCACCGUUACAGGACAGACAGUACUUUGAUAUAUUGAAAAAGGCCUACUUGUGGUAA